This is a messenger RNA of Rhizoctonia solani, 873 nucleotides long. Its product is annotated as ABC transporter. Bases 1 to 873 code for a protein of 290 amino acids. The record is from RefSeq and is a predicted model, not a curated record. The transcript has 7 exons. Gene Ontology annotation, molecular function: ATP binding; ATP hydrolysis activity. Lineage: Eukaryota; Fungi; Basidiomycota; Agaricomycetes; Cantharellales; Ceratobasidiaceae.
AUGUCGGGGCAAGAAGAAAAUAAAACCACAGUCGCUAUUGAUAUCAAGGACUUGACAUACAAGCAUGCCUCUCCUUUUGAUGGCAUUCCUCCUGCACUAGUCGACCUCUCUUUGAGUCUUCCCAAAGGAUCGCGAACGCUCUUGAUUGGCGCAAAUGGAGCUGGGAAAUCGACGUUGCUUCAGAUACUCGCGGGCAAGCGACUAGUCAAGAGCAAUGACGUUCGAAUCUUUGGCCGAGAUGUAUUUCGCAAUUCACCUCCGGGAAUAACUUAUCUCGGGACUGAGUGGGCUAUGAACCCAGUUGUUCGCUCUGACAUCGUCGUCUCCCACUUUCUAGACAGUAUCGGAGGCUAUAGACACAAAGCCCGCCGGGAUAGAUUGUUGGACAUAUUGGAUGUGGAUCUUGAUUGGCACAUGCACGCUAUAUCGGACGGCGAGCGUCGAAGAGUUCAGCUGGUCAUGGGCCUAAUGGGAGAGUGGGACGUCCUUCUCCUUGACGAGGAAAUCGACCUCGACGUUCUUGUUCGUGAUGAUCUAUUAAAGUUCCUGAAAGAAGAAAGCGAAACUAGGGGAGCAACAAUUUUGUAUGCUACACAUAUAUUCGAUGGCCUGAACACUUUCCCAACAUAUGUUGCCCAUAUGCGCUUUGGUCAAUUUGUUUCCGAGCCAGUAUUAUGGGAACAGCAAAGAAUUGAACCGGAAUUGCCUUCUCCUUCGUCCGGCUCUACCUUACAUGCAUUGGCAUUGCGUUGGCUCAAGGAUGAUCGUGAAUUCCGUAAGCAGGAAGAGGUGGCCGGUAGGCUGAACAGGACUCGUGGUGCAAAGCCUGACACCGGAGUUCCAACUGACUCCGAGGUGUUUUAUAAGAAGUAA